GCUCUCACUUCCUUCUUGAGCCCAGAGCCGCCGCCGCCGCCCCCAGCUCCCCCGCCGCGGGGAGGGCACCAGGUCACUACUUCCUGUGGGGUCCAGAAGAGAGAGGAGGCACUGCCUCCACGAUAGUAACUUUACAACACAAUGCAGAGCAUCAAGUGUGUGGUAGUGGGCGAUGGGGCCGUAGGCAAGACGUGCCUUCUCAUCUGCUAUACAACUAACGCCUUCCCCAAGGAAUACAUCCCCACUGUGUUCGACAAUUACAGCGCCCAGAGUGCGGUUGAUGGGCGCACCGUGAACCUAAACCUGUGGGACACUGCGGGCCAGGAAGAAUAUGACCGCCUCCGCACCCUUUCCUACCCUCAGACCAACGUCUUCGUCAUCUGUUUCUCCAUUGCCAGUCCACCCUCCUAUGAGAACGUGAGGCACAAAUGGCACCCAGAGGUUUGUCACCACUGCCCUGACGUGCCUAUCCUCCUGGUGGGUACCAAGAAGGACCUGAGAGCCCAGCCUGAUACCCUACGGCGCCUCAAGGAGCAGGGUCAAGCGCCCAUCACCCCACAGCAGGGCCAGGCACUGGCCAAGCAGAUCCAUGCUGUGCGCUACCUCGAGUGCUCAGCACUGCAACAAGACGGCGUCAAGGAGGUGUUUGCGGAGGCUGUCCGGGCGGUGCUUAACCCAACACCGAUAAAGCGUGGGCGGUCCUGCAUCCUCUUGUGACCCUGGCACUCAGCUUGGAGGCUCUCCCUUGUCCCCCCACCAAUUGUGCCUUGGCGCCUUGUCUGCCCCCAGCUGUGCCUUAAGGACUAAUUCUGGCACCCCUUGCCUGGAAACUCCCUGAAUGCCUUUUAUUCCUUAAGGAGGUACACAGGGAAAGGGGCUUUGGGCCCCGCCCCACUCUGCUUGGGAAUACCAAGUAUUCCAUGAGUUCAACUAAGCCAGGUUCACCUAAGAGGCCAACCCGGUGCUCGCCUCCAUUCCCGCUACUGACCAGUUCAUCCAGCUUUCCACAAAGUUGUUGCUGCCUGUUGUGAUGCCUCCUAAGACAGGGGCUCUAACCUCUCUCUGCCUUAGCUCUUGGACUAGGUUCUCCAAGAUGUUCUCUCCCUCCCCCAAAGGAGAAGCCACAGAAUCCUGAGAAGAAAAAUGUGCCCUAACCUGCCCCAUGUGCCCAGGACUUAUGCGCCUGCUGACUGACUCAGGCCCCGUGCUCCUGGGGGCCUUUCCUACCCCCACCAGCAUCAAUAAAACCUCCUGUCUCCAGUG
Mus caroli (Ryukyu mouse) is the source of this 1263-nucleotide messenger RNA. RefSeq names its product ras homolog family member G (gene Rhog). The record is from RefSeq and is a predicted model, not a curated record. NCBI's taxonomy places the organism in Eukaryota, Metazoa, Chordata, Mammalia, Rodentia, Muridae. Gene Ontology annotation, molecular function: GTPase activity; GTP binding. Gene Ontology annotation, biological process: small GTPase-mediated signal transduction.